Messenger RNA from Neltuma alba, 1985 nucleotides. RefSeq names its product protein SLOW WALKER 1. Bases 117 to 1703 code for a protein of 528 amino acids. Gene Ontology annotation, molecular function: protein binding. Gene Ontology annotation, cellular component: nucleolus. The transcript has a single exon. Gene Ontology annotation, biological process: positive regulation of transcription by RNA polymerase I; rRNA processing. The record is from RefSeq and is a predicted model, not a curated record. NCBI's taxonomy places the organism in Eukaryota, Viridiplantae, Streptophyta, Magnoliopsida, Fabales, Fabaceae.
CCAAUCGCGCUGGAGGGGAUCUGAUUUCUAAUAAUAAUAAUUUGUUUGGUAUAUAUACUCACUCCUGAUUUUCCCCCCUAAACCCUAAAACCCCUCCCUCACAGCUCGACUGUGCCAUGGCGGAACCACAUCCCUCAAAGGCAUUCCCCGUGAAACCCAAGUUGAAAUCGAAACCCAGAACCCCAAAGCAAACCUCUGAAUCCAAAUACUGGUCCUCCUUCAAGACCCACCAAAUCCCCGGCCUUAUCUCUGUUCGAUCUGUCUCCUUCUCACCCUCUCCUGCUCAUCCCUUCGCCGUCGCUCACUCUGCCCACCUAUCAAUCUACAGCUCCGAAACCCUUUCUACCACCUCCACGAUUUCUUUCUUCAAAGAUGCUGUUUCCGGCGCCUCCUUCCGCUCCGACGGCCGCCUCAUCGCCGCCUCUGAGCUAUCCGGUCGUAUUCAAGUGUUCGACCUCAAUUCUCGAGGCCCACUUCGUCAACUCAAGUCUCACGCUCGCCCCGUUCAUUUCGUUCAAUUCCCAUUGCUUGAUAAGUUCCAUCUGAUCUCCGGUGGGGACGACGCUUUGGUUAAGUACUGGGAUGUGGCGCGUCAAACACCGAUAUCUGAGUUACGGGGUCACAAGGAUUAUGUGAGGUGUGGUGACUCUUCCCCUGUUAAUAUGGACACGUUUGUUACUGGUUCUUAUGAUCAUAUCGUGAAGCUAUGGGAUAUAAGGGUUACUGAUGGGAGGUCAGUGAUGGAGGUAAACCAUGGGAAGCCGGUGGAGGAUGUCAUUUUCUUACCGUCAGGGGGUCUAAUUGCGACGGCUGGUGGGAAUUCUGUGAAGUUGUGGGAUUUGUUGGGUGGUGGGAAGCUUUUGUUCUCAGUGGAGAGUCAUAACAAGACUGUUACUUCCAUUUGUGUGGGGAAAAUUGGGACAGAUACAGGGGAGGAGUCCAAUCAAUCUAGGAUUUUGAGUGUGGGACUGGAUGGGUACAUGAAGGCCUUUGAUUACGCCAACUUGAGAGUGACCCAUUCCAUGAGGUUCCCUGCGCCUCUGGUCUCAGUUGCAUUUUCACCAGAUUGUUCCACACGGGUGAUCGGGUCUUCGAAUGGGAUUAUAUUUGCUGGGAAGAGGAAGUCAAAGGAAAAAGAGGAGGAGGAGGAAAGUUUAUCAAAUCUGUUUUGGAGAGUAGCGCCAGUGGAGCAACCAAAGAGGAAAGUAUUGAGGCCUUCACACUUCCGAUAUUUUCAGAGUGGGCAAGGAAGGAAACCAUCUGAGGGAGAUUAUGUGAUUGUUAAGCCAAAAAAGACAAAAUUGGCAGAGCAUGAUAAGCUGUUGAAGAAGUUUAGGCACAGGGAAGCUCUGGUAUCUGUGUUAAGCGCCAAAAGUCCUGAGAAUGUGGUGGCUGUGAUGGAGGAGUUGGUAGCUCGGAGGAAAUUAGUGACUUGCCUUAAUAACUUGGAUGUGGGGGAACUGGAAUUACUAAUCAUGUUCUUGCAAAGGUAUUGUAGCGUGCCAAGGUAUGCAAGUUUGCUAUUCAAAGUGGCAAAGAGGGUUAUUGAAAUGCGGGCUGAUGAUAUCAAGGCUUCUGCCUCCUUGAGGAGUCAUAUGAGAAAUCUCAGGCGAUCUAUUGAGGAGGAGCUCCGGAUACAACGGUCAUUGUUAGAAAUACAAGGUAUAAUAACUCCUUUGCUAACUAGUGCUGCAAGAAGGUGAAAUUUUUUCUCUGGUGUUUUUGUUGAUUCUUCUAGUGCGACUCUGGCGAAUUUAGAACUUGCAUGAGCAUUUUUUUUCCACUUAGGAACGUUUGACUUGUUCUCAAUGUUAUCAAUAUAUAUGGACGCAAUGGAUUAAUGCUUUUGAAUCCCCGUUCUAUGUGGAAUGGUUCUUCUAGAAGAGUACGUGUUUUUUUUUUGGCCUGUAGAAUAUUGCAUAUUGCUGGAAGCUUGUUUUCAUGAGUUAUAAUCGUGGGGUAGAUGUUCCCACAAGUUCAAGACU